CAAACCAUGAAAUCAGAAACAUAAAAACAAAAUAAGUGUGUAAACAACACUACAAAGGUUCGAAGAGAAGAGAAGAAGAAACUCAGAAAGUGAGAAAGAGAAGUGCCGCUGCCAUCGCCGCAGCCUUCAUUAUCGGCGGUGUUCUCUUCGUCGGGCGAGAGUUCAACAAGAGAGAGAAAAUCAUGGAUGUUGUCCAGCUCUUACAGAGGCAAUUCAUCGACUAUAUGAAGUCUUUGUACAGGGAGCAUUAUUUGGAUGAUCAGUUCAACCAAUUGCAGAAAUUGGCUGAUGAGAGUAGCCCAGAUUUUGUUAUUGAAGUUGUUACUCUUUUCUUCCAAGAUUCUGAGAAGCUCCUUGAGAAUUUGAGCAAAGCUCUUGAGCAGCCUGCUGUAGAUUUCAACCAAGUGGCAAAUCAUGCUCAUCAGUUUAAGGGGAGUAGUUCUAGCAUUGGUGCACAUAGGGUCAAAAACCAAUGUGUUAAAUUUCGAGCUUUUUGCGAGGAGAAAAAUCGUGAUGGAUGUCUUGCGUGUCUGCAAGAGUUGCAGCAGGAGUAUGUUGUUCUGAAAAAGAAAUUCGAAAUACUUUUCCAGCUGGAGCAAGAGAUUGUGAAAAAUGGUGGGACAGUUCCUACCAUGGAUUAAGUCUUUGAAACUCAAGGCAAAACGAAAAAAAAGAGACUGGGUAGAUUGCGCUUGAUGAUUCAGACCCUUUUACAGGUCUCCGUAACCUUCUCUUGAGAACCACUGUGAAUAACCAUUUCUAAAUCUAAUACUUUAGAUACCAUUUUCAUGUGAGAUAUAUUUCUGCCUUUAUUUGUUACCAUGUAGGUGACAAAAUGUUACAUGAUGUUCUUGAUGUUUUUUAAGUUGUGUUUAGUAUUGAAGCUUCUUUGUGGUUGACUUGUAUUCCAUUUGUAUCUUACUAUAUUGAAUUGCUUCAGGUAUUGGCUGGUUGGAUGGGUAAUGGGUUUUAAAAUUUGUCA
Messenger RNA from Chenopodium quinoa (quinoa), 982 nucleotides. Its product is annotated as histidine-containing phosphotransfer protein 1-like. Lineage: Eukaryota; Viridiplantae; Streptophyta; Magnoliopsida; Caryophyllales; Amaranthaceae. Gene Ontology annotation, molecular function: protein histidine kinase binding; histidine phosphotransfer kinase activity. The coding region runs from base 183 to 641 and encodes 152 amino acids. The record is from RefSeq and is a predicted model, not a curated record. The transcript is spliced from 7 exons. Gene Ontology annotation, cellular component: cytoplasm; nucleus. Gene Ontology annotation, biological process: phosphorylation; cytokinin-activated signaling pathway; phosphorelay signal transduction system.